This is a messenger RNA of Serpula lacrymans var. lacrymans S7.9, 2937 nucleotides long. RefSeq lists its product as uncharacterized. The transcript is spliced from 20 exons. Gene Ontology annotation, cellular component: DNA replication factor C complex; nucleus. Bases 1 to 2937 code for a protein of 978 amino acids. Gene Ontology annotation, molecular function: ATP hydrolysis activity; DNA clamp loader activity; DNA binding. The record is from RefSeq and is a predicted model, not a curated record. NCBI's taxonomy places the organism in Eukaryota, Fungi, Basidiomycota, Agaricomycetes, Boletales, Serpulaceae. Gene Ontology annotation, biological process: DNA replication; DNA repair.
AUGCCCCCCGCUAAGAAAUCUCCAGUGGUAAAGAAGACGUCGGGAAAGGAUAUAAGAACAUUCUUUGGAGGUGGCGGGAACAGUAGCCAAACACCGUCCGGCCCUAGCCAACAAAAUACCCAAAGCCAGAAGCAAGAAAGCAACCCGACCAAACCAAAACCUAUCGAGAUAAGCGAUGACGAUAGCGAACCUGCGAAACCGGUUGCUCCCAAACCGAAGUCGGAGCGUGUCAUGGUCGUAGACAGUGAUGAAGAUGAAGCACCACGCCAACCAUCGAGGAUAUCUCAUCUUAAGCGUAAAAAAGCUGCCAUCCAAUCUUCUAGCGACGAAGACGAAGAGCCAGUUAUGAAAGUAGGUCCUCCGAAGAAGAAAACUGCAGUUACUACGAAAGCGUCAUCGAAACCUUCUCCUAGCACCCCUAUCUCUAAUGGGAAGAAAAAGACAGCUGUGUCAAAUAAAGGCAGUAGUAGAACAACUCGCAAAAAGGUGGUAAUGGACGAAGAUUUCGCGAUGACGUCUAGCGAGAGUGAAGACGAUGACCCGUAUGUGGAGGGAGACGAGGAUGAAGUAGUUGUAGUGGCAAAGAAAGGAAAAAGUAAGGCUAAGGAGAAGAAUGCGACCUCUGAAAGAACAAGAACAAAACCAGAGAACACCAAGAAAGAGAGAGAUGUGGAACCGGUCAAGAGUGAAGCAGAGCCUAAGAAAGAUGCUAAUGCUCCGACGAAGUCAUUCAAUUGGGCUGCUGCAAAGGCAGCAAAGCUGGCGGGCCCUGUUGCGCAUGGGUCGAAGGAGGUUCCUGAACCGAAGUCAAUGGAUUGUCUCGCUGGCCUUUCCUUCGUCUUUACUGGUGAGCUAAGUAGUUUCUCCCGAGAUGAGGCUGUAGAUCUCGCAAAGCGCUUCGGAGGGCAAGUUAGUCGUGUGACUGGUCAGCCAUCGUCAAAGACGUCUUUUGUUAUUCUAGGAGAUAAUGCUGGUCCUAGCAAACUGAGUGCUAUAAAGAAACAUGGACUGAAAUCACUCUCGGAAGAUGAAUUUUUGAAUCUUAUUGCCACACGAGAGGGACCAGGCGGCCCGAAUGGUGUUGGUUACGAUGAAAAGACGAAGAAGAAAAUGGAGAAAGAGCAGGACGUUAUACGGAAAGCGGCAAAAGAACUGGAAAAUCGGGAGAAACAAGCGAUGAAAAAUGACUCGAAGCAUUCUGGAGGCUCCAAGCCAGUGGACGUAUCAUCUCAGCUGUGGACGACCAAGUAUGCCCCUCAAUCUUUGAAGGAAAUAUGUGGAAACAAAGGGCAGGUCGAGAAACUUCAGCUGUGGUUACACGAUUGGUCAAAUAACCUGAAAUCGGGUUUCAAAAAACCUGGAAAGAAUGGCAUGAAUAUAUUUCGUGCUGUAAUGGUAACGGGGUCACCUGGGAUAGGUAAGACAACUAGUGCACAUCUAUGCGCAAAGCUCGAGGGCUUCACUCCAAUCGAGUUGAAUGCAAGUGACGCGAGAAGCAAGAAGCUAGUUGAGAGUGGAAUGAAUAUCAAUAACACAUCCCUAGACGGUUGGAUGGGUGGAAAUAGCAGCAUAAACGCAGUGGGGGUGGCCAUCACCGACAAGACCUGCCUUAUUAUGGAUGAGGUUGAUGGGAUGUCCGCAGGUGACAGAGGUGGUGUCGGCGCUCUUAACGCUUUGAUAAAGAAGAGUAAAAUUCCUAUCAUAUGCAUUGCCAAUGAUCGAAAUGCUCAGAAGCUUAAACCUCUGUUGGCUACCACCUUUAAUCUUCCCUUCCGCAAACCCGAAGCUACUGCCGUUCGAUCAAGGAUGUUGACCAUUGCAUUCAAAGAAAAAAUGAAACUGCCCGCCAACGUCAUCGAUCAGCUGAUAACGGGAGCACAAUCUGACAUUCGGCAGGUUCUUAACAUGCUCUCCACAUGGAAAUUAUCAAGUGAUACAAUGUCUUUUGACGAAGGCAAGGAUUUGGCCAAGACUAAUGAAAAGUACACAAUCUUAACACCCUUCGAUGUAACAUAUAAAAUGCUGGGUCCUUAUAUGUUCUCGAGCACUAGUCGCGAAACUCUUGGCGACAAGAUGGAACUCUACUUCCAUGAUCAUUCUUUUGUACCACUCUUCAUACAGGAAAAUUAUCUGAAGACGCAGCCUGCAAGAUUGAGAAGCCUUGAAGGACCCCAAAAAGUUCUGAAACAGCUUGAGCUGAUGGACAAGGCGGCCUCAUCAAUAUCUGAUGCAGACUUGGUAGAUGCUUUAAUUCAUGGCCCAGAGCAACACUGGUCGCUGAUGCCUCUGCAUGCAGUAUGCUCGACGGUUCGACCAGCAUCCUUUUUAUAUGGUGCAGGUGGCGGAUAUGGCGGACCGAACGCUAUGUCUUUCCCUCAGUGGCUGGGUCAAAAUUCUAAGCAAAACAAAUUGAAUCGUCAACUAGGAGAUGUGCAAAUUCGAAUGCGACUCAAAGUCUCAGGAGAUAAAGCCGAGAUCCGACAGUCGUACCUUCCUGCGUUGUUUCCUCAUAUUGUCAAGCCGCUAGUAGACGAAGGAACUAGCGCUGUGGACGAAGUAAUAGAACGCAUGGAUGAAUAUUAUCUGUCAAAGGAAGACUGGGACACUGUAGUCGAACUAGGUGUCGACCAAAACAAAGAUGACGCUGUUCUCAAGAAAAUAUCUGCCGCUACCAAGACAUCAUUUACCAGAAAGUACAACGCAGGCGAACAUCCAAUACCAUUUCAUAAAGCGCAAGAUUUGGGCAAAGUUCCAAAGAAACUUGCAGGUGGCCCAGCUCCUGAUCUUGAAGAGGCGUUUGAUCUCGCCGACGACGUUCCUGAGGAAGCUUCAGACGAUGAGAAGAAGGUGAAAGACGUGGGCGAUUUCAAAGGUGAUAAGCUGAUCAAGGAGGCCAAAGCCAAGAAGAAGGGCAAAGCUUAUACAAAGGCAAAGUGA